Molecule: messenger RNA, 4349 nt
Organism: Silurus meridionalis
Lineage: Eukaryota; Metazoa; Chordata; Actinopteri; Siluriformes; Siluridae
Gene: smarcc1a
Product: SWI/SNF related, matrix associated, actin dependent regulator of chromatin, subfamily c, member 1a
Biological process (GO): positive regulation of DNA-templated transcription
Cellular component (GO): npBAF complex; SWI/SNF complex; nBAF complex
Molecular function (GO): nucleosomal DNA binding; histone binding
Source: RefSeq, a predicted model, not a curated record
CUCGCCAAGUAUUGACUUCCUUUUCCUGGUGACGUAAUCGCCUCACCGUACAUCAUUGCAUCGCGAGAGCGCGGGGGAAACUCGCGCACGCGCAGAUUCGUGCUCCAAGUUUGUGCACGGUGAGCUUCAUGGUGUAGCGUCUCGCUGUGUGAGGAAACAAUGGCGACUGCGGGAACUGCGGCGACUGCGGCGGGAGGCACGGGCUCCGGGGGAUCAGCGGCCGGCCAGGCGGGACCCGGGGCUUCGGUGGGCAGGAAGAAGGACGGAGGCCCGUCGGCUAAAUUCUGGGAGAGCGCUGAGACGGUCUCGCAGCUCGAGACGGUUCGGCAGUGGGUCGGAAAACACUACAAAAAGUAUGUUCAGGCCGACUCUCCGUCCUGUAAAUCUUUGGCUGGACUGGUGAUUCAGCUGCUCCAGUUCCAGGAGGAUGCGUUCGGACGCCGAGUGAGCAAUCCGGCCCUCACCAAACUCCCUGCGAAGAGCUUCUUAGACUUUAAAGCUGGUGGAGCUCUGUGUCACAUCCUGGGAUCUGCUUAUAAGUUCAAGAGUGAACAGGGAUGGCGUCGAUUCGAUUUGCAGAAUCCAUCCAGGAUGGACAGAAAUGUGGAAAUGUUUAUGAAUAUUGAGAAAACUCUUGCACAGAAUAACUGUCUGACUCGACCAAACGUGUACAUCGCAUCUGACGUGGACCAAAAACAGGCUAGCAAACUGAAAGACAUCAUUAAGAGACAUCAGGGAUCCAUCACUGAUGACAAAUCCAAAGCCACACAUCUCAUAUAUCCUUCUCCAGCUCAGACAGAGGAAGAGGAGUGGCUGCGUCCCGUCAUGCGCAAAGACAAACAGGUGCUGGUGCACUGGGGGAAUUAUCCAGACAGUUACGAUACCUGGGUUUCUGCCAGUGACAUGGACGGUGAGAUUGAGGAUCCUCCGAGCUCAGAGAAACCGUGGAGGGUGCACGCCAAGUGGGUCCUGGAUACGGACGCGUUUAACGAGUGGAUGAACGAGGAAGAUUACGAAGUAGACGAGAACAGGAAGCCGGUGAUCUUCCGCCAGCGCAUCUUCCCUAAAGAGGAGGAGUCUUCCCGUACACCUGAUCGUAAGGAGCGAAAGUCACUGGCUGGAGGAAAGAAGAGGCGUCGCUCCCCAUCCCCCCCGAGCACCCCCGCUGAGUCCCGCAAGAAGGGCAACAAGAAGGGGAACACCGGGCCACACUGGAAGCGCAGAGGACAUCGUGAUGAUGAUGAGCAGGACGAAGAUCUCACCAAGGAUAUGGAGGAUCCAUCUCCUGUUCCAGGAAUGGAGGAGGUUUCACUGCCUAAGAAUGUGAAUCAGAAGAAGGACAGUGAGAACGCCCCGGUUAAAGGAGGAACCAUGGCUGAUCUGGAUGAACAGGAAGACGGCUCUGUGGGUUCUGGUGGGAAGGAUGAUGAUGAACAGGGAAUGGAGGUAAACCGUCUCAUGGACUCUGGUGAAGAUAACGUGACCGAACAAACGCAUCACAUCAUCAUUCCCAGCUACUCGGCCUGGUUCGACUACAACUCGAUUCAUGAAAUAGAGAGACGAGCCUUACCAGAGUUCUUUAAUGGAAAAAACAAGUCUAAAUCUCCAGAGAUAUAUCUCGCGUAUCGUAACUUCAUGAUCGAUACGUACCGACUGAACCCUCAGGAAUAUCUCACCUCCACCUCCUGCAGACGCAACCUCACUGGAGAUGUGUGUGCUGUUAUGAGGGUGCACGCAUUCCUGGAGCAGUGGGGUCUCAUUAAUUAUCAGGUGGAUGCUGACAGCAGGCCGAUGCCAAUGGGUCCUCCACCCACACCCCACUUUAACGUUCUUGCUGAUACUCCAUCAGGUCUUGUCCCUCUCCACCAUCGCCCCCCGCAGGUUCCCUCGGCUCAGCAGAUGCUCAACUUCCCAGAGAAAAGCAAAGAAAAACCCACCGACCUGCAGAACUUUGGCCUCAGGACAGAUAUGUACUCGAAGAAGAAUCCUAAGAGUAAAGGAGGAAGUGGUACCCGAGAAUGGACUGAGCAGGAAACUCUGCUGCUGUUAGAGGCUUUGGAGAUGUAUAAGGACGACUGGAACAAGGUUUCGGAGCAUGUUGGCAGCAGGACACAGGACGAGUGUAUCCUUCAUUUCCUGCGGCUGCCUAUUGAGGACCCGUACCUGGAGAGUUCGGAGGCGUCUCUCGGGCCCCUGGCGUAUCAGCCCGUCCCUUUCAGCCAGUCAGGAAACCCUGUGAUGAGCACCGUGGCCUUCCUCGCAUCCGUGGUGGACCCCAGAGUGGCUGCAGCUGCCGCUAAGGCUGCUCUCGAGGAGUUCUCCCGUGUGAGAGAGGAAGUCCCAGCUGAGCUGGUCGAGGCUCAUGUGAAGAAGGUUCAGGAGGCAGCGAGGAGCACAGGGAAAGUGGACCCCUCCUAUGGCCUGGACAGCAGCGGCAUCGCGGGAACAGCUCCGGACGAGCCGGAGAAAACCGAAACCACAGAAACCGAGAAGAUGGAAACAGAUUCGGAGACUCAGCAGGGAGAGAAGACUGAGUCUAAGGAGGAGACAGAGAAAGUGAGUGAGGCAGCAGAGAAACCAGCGGAGGGAGAGAAAGUGAAGAGUGAGAUGGCAGAGAAACCCGAGGGUGAGGAAGAUGAGGGUGAUGGUGUAGAGCUGAAGGAAGUCGGUGCUGCUGAUGAAAAAGAGAAAGAGGAGGCGAUGGAAGUGACUGAAGGAGUGAAGGAGGGAGAGGAAACCACGACAGAGGAUAGCAAGAAGAAGCUGGAGCUUGAUAUCGGAGAGGGAAAUGUUGCCACUGCUGCGGCUGCCGCUCUCGCCUCUGCUGCCACAAAGGCUAAGCACUUGGCAGCAGUGGAGGAGAGGAAGAUCAAGUCUCUGGUGGCUCUGCUGGUGGAGACACAGAUGAAGAAGUUGGAGAUUAAACUGCGUCACUUUGAGGAGCUGGAGACCAUCAUGGACCGAGAGAAAGAGGCGUUGGAGUUGCAGAGACAGCAGUUGUUGACGGAGAGGCAGGCGUUCCACAUGGAGCAGCUGAAGUAUGCUGAGAUGAAAGCACGUCAGCAGAUGGAGCAACAGGCAGCAGCAGCCGCUGCAGCUCAGCAUGGACAGUUAGCCCCGCCCUCUCAACAUGGUGCUCCUCCCCCAUCUCAUAUACCGCCUCCAGGUAUGCAUCCGGGGCCUGGAUACCCCCCGAUGCACCACCCCAUGGGGCCGCAUCAUCCUCCACAGACAGUACCAAUGGUUGGACCAGUGCAGCCCAUGUCUGGCCGUAUGCUGCCCGUUGCCCCCCCUGGUGCGAUGCCCGGAGCACCACCAGGUGUGAUGCCCCCUAUGAUGGGCCCCAGGCACCCCGGGGCCCCGAAUGGCAUGUACACGGGGCCGCCUCCUCCUCCUCCUCCUUCGUCUGCACAGCCUGAUGGGAUACCGCCAGGUCCAGUGACAUCACUUCCUGUUCGCCCUCCUGAAAACUAACACACUCACUCGUGUUUCCUCUUGAACACAGCUUCUGAUAUAGAUCUGCUCUCACACCUUUACACACACACACACACACACACACACACACACACACACACACACACACACACUUUGUGCUACUGAUACACACAUUUAACACUGUUAACUCCAAGCUGGGAAAUGGCUUCUAACCUUGCUGUGUGUGUGUGUGUGUGUGUGUGUGGCAGUCAAGACAAGCUUCCUUUCUUUCCUAUCUCUUAGAAUCUACCUCUGUGCUGGUGUGUGUGUGUGUGUGUGUGUGUGUGUGUGUGUGUUUGGCCUUUAGAGCUUCUGAGCUCCUGAUAUAGUUCUGCUUUUCUCUACCUCUGUCUCUGCUACCUCUGUCUCCCUCUUUCUGUUCAUCUCUCCCUCAUUCACUCACUCACUCACUCACUCAUUUUCUCUAUCAUGUCCCUCACACCUCUCUCUCUCUCUCUCUCUCUCUCUCUCUCUCCCCUAAUCCAGCUCUCUCUCCAUCCAUUUCUCUCUCUCUGCCCAUGUGACUGCUGCGUUACUGCUGUGUGGAGGUUUAAUUAUCCUCCUUUUCCUCAGGUGAUCGCUUUUCCCACAUUACACUACACACACACACACACACACACACACACACACACACACACACACACACACACACGCUUGUGUAGCGCUUCCACACUGUAUCGUUCUGUCUAACAGGAGCUCUCUCUCUCUCUCUCUCUCUCUCUCUCUCUCUCUCGGUUAUGUAUGAUGAUGAUGAUGAUGAUGUAUUUUUAAGAGAAUAAACGUGUAGACGCCUCUGUUCCCGGCACAUUGAGCUUUUUAACGUGUAUGUGGUACUGAAGCCCUGAAAUAAACUGCUGUGGCUCUUUUUAUACGCA